Effrenium voratum is the source of this 231-nucleotide messenger RNA. Lineage: Eukaryota; Dinophyceae; Suessiales; Symbiodiniaceae. The record is from the annotation of a GenBank genome assembly.
GCACUCGGCGCUGUGGGCACUGGAGCAGCGGUGGCUGCUUGCGAAAGCUCUAGGCGCUGGAAGAUGGCCUGCCAGCUGCUGCAGGAUUUGGUUUGCGCAGCAGUGGAGCCAACUGUGGUCAUUUACAACAGCGUGCUUGGCGCACUACAUGGAAGCCCUGAUUUGGCGCUGGCAUUGGCCGAAACCAUGCGCCUGCGCAGGCUUCUUCCUACAGCUGCGACCUACAGUGCA